AUCAGGUACCCCUCCCCAAACUUCUUACUCGAGUUCUCCAGGUGGGCCCACCGUGGGAGACACCCCUACAAUCCCUGCGUGACCUCUUCUAAUUGCCGCUUGGUGACCUAAGGACCCCGUUUUGUUGCACAUUCCUCCAGGGCGCAGUUUUUACCCAGCUUUCUUCCUCUUCCUUUGGUUUCAUCCAGUCCCCUCGUCCACCACAUCCCGUCCUGGUCCUCAACCCUAGUCCCCAUGGUCCCAGAGCCGGGCCCUGUCAACAAUAGCACCCCAGCCUGGGGGCCCGGGCCACCGCCUACCCCAGGGGGAAGCGGCUGGGUGGCCGCCGCGAUGUGUGUGGUCAUCGUGCUGACAGCGGCCGCCAAUUCUCUGCUGAUCGUACUCAUUUGCACGCAGCCCGCGCUGCGCAAUACGUCUAACUUCUUCCUGGUGUCGCUCUUCACGUCGGACCUGAUGGUGGGGUUGGUGGUCAUGCCCCCGGCCAUGCUGAACGCGCUGUAUGGGCGCUGGGUGCUAGCGCGCGGCCUCUGCCUGCUUUGGACCGCCUUCGACGUGAUGUGCUGCAGCGCCUCCAUCCUCAACCUCUGCCUCAUCAGCCUGGACCGCUACCUGCUCAUCCUCUCGCCGCUGCGUUACAAGCUGCGCAUGACAGCCCCGCGUGCCUUGGCGCUCAUCCUGGGUGCCUGGAGCCUCGCGGCGCUUGCCUCCUUCCUGCCUCUGUUGCUGGGCUGGCACAAACUGGGCAACUCUCGGACACCUGCCCCCGGCCAGUGCCGCCUAUUGGCCAGCCUGCCUUAUGUCCUCGUGGCAUCCGGACUCACCUUUUUCUUGCCUUCAGGUGCCAUCUGCUUCACCUACUGCAGGAUCUUGCUGGCCGCCCGCAAGCAGGCGGUGCAAGUGGCCUCGCUCACCACGGGCAUGGCUGGCCAGGCCUUGGAGACCUUGCAGGUACCCAGGACCCCACGCCCAGGGAUGGAGUCUGCUGACAGUAGGCGCUUGGCCACCAAGCAUAGCAGGAAGGCCUUGAAGGCCAGCCUGACCCUGGGCAUCCUGCUGGGCAUGUUCUUUGUCACCUGGCUGCCCUUCUUUGUGACCAACAUAGCUCAGGCUGUGUGCGACUGCAUCUCCCCAGGCCUCUUUGAUGUCCUCACGUGGCUCGGGUACUGUAAUAGCACCAUGAACCCCAUCAUCUAUCCUCUCUUCAUGCGGGACUUCAAGAGGGCCCUGGGCAGGUUCCUGCCAUGCAUCCACUGUCCCCCCGAGCACCGGGCCAGCCCUGCAUCCCCCUCCAUGUGGACUUCUCACAGUGGUGCGAGACCAGGCCUCAGCCUGCAGCAGGUUCUGCCGUUGCCUCUGCCGCUGAACUCGGAUUCAGACUCGACUUCAGGGGGCACCUCAGGCCUGCAGCUCACAGCCCAGCUCCUAUUGCCUGGAGAAGCGACCCGGGAGCCCCUGCCACCCACCAGGGCCGCUGCUGUGGUCAACUUCUUUGUCAAGGACUCUGCGGAGCCUGAGAUACGGCAGCAUCCGCUCAGUUCCCAUAUGAACUGACCGGGUCGAGAGCUGGCCAGUGGAGAACCACAUCCCGGAGACCUCAGUCCACACUUCCUAAGACUGGGAGAUGGUAGCCCUCCUGGGAGCCAGCUGAGCCCCAUGAGGCAUCCUCAGCUAGCCCCCAUCUGCUGCUACAGGCCUCUUGACAUGAGGGGAGAUCAGACACAGCUCUGUGGUUUGUGUAGUGUGGCUGGGGGACUCAGGGAGAUGGGCCAUUUGGUUCAGGCCAGCAGGAAAGCAAUCUAUUUUAGUCCUUUCUCUCUUGGUGGGUGGAAAGAACACCCAUCUAGACACCCACCCUGGUUCUUGUCUGGCCCAAUCCCCUGCUAUCCAAAGUGCCGUCUAUGGGAUAUUGGGGCUCUCAUAGGCCCUGGGGAGUUUAUUCAAAUGCUCACCCUCUCCACUGAAGAUGUGUUCAAUCAAAAUUGUAUGAUCAUGAGCUUUUCCACAUAUGCAUUGGCGGGAGACUUCAGACUUGCCAACCCCUAGGAUGGGAAUUGCAAUACUAAAGAGCACCUUAGGCUGGAAGCCAGGCAGCCAGAAACAUGACCCUUUCCUCAACUGUAUACGGCAGUUUGGGGCCUUGGCACAGGUUUCAAGGAAGAGUAACGAUGCCACCUUAUAAGACAACGUCAAUAGUGUGCCCAGCACUAGUGAGGGGUCAGUAGGUGGUAAGUUCUGUUGCUUUAACUCCUGGUCAGCCAGGGCCUGGGUCUGGUAGAAAGCUGUUAAGCCCCUCUCCCCCUUUCCUCCUUGCCUCUCUUCUCUCUCUUUAUCUCCCUUUUAUUUAUUUAUUUAUUUUCUAGGAUCUCAUGUAACCCAGGCUGCCCUCAAGUUGCCACAGGGAUGUGCCCUGUGUGGCCAAGGAUGACCUUGAACUUCUGAUCCUCUUGCCUCUACCUCCCAAGUGCUGGGAUCACAGGCAUGUAGCACACACCAGGUUUGUGUGGUGGUGGAUAGGACCUCAGGGCUCCAAGAGUUCUAGAAAACAAUCUAUCAACUGAGUUAUGUCCCCGGUAACCCCCUUUUUUUCUGUUAGGACAGCCUUGCACAUACUAGGCAAGGGCUCUCCACGGAGCCACACCUCAGCCCCACUGUUCUUUCACAGCCUAGAUUCCCAUACCCUAAAUCAGGCUCCCAGACUCCUCAUUCUGGUGGGUGGGGGACCCCACCACUCAGGGACCCUUCCAGCCCCAUCUGCUGUUCUGCCUCUAGGGGCUUCUGACAGAUCUCGUGCAACCUCAAGAGUGGGUUUGCUCCACCCCGGGCUUCCUGGAGAGGAAGCGGCCGAUGGAAGCGGGGCCCACUUCCUCAUCCUGCUUCCUUUGGUCCUCCCUAAAGACAGCUGCUUGGGUGGGCAGAGCACAGUGGAAGACGAAAUGUCCCUGGCUUGGGGGUGAAGCCACAGAUAAGCAGGUGGGCUCUGGCUUUGGCCUGGCUUUUGUGGGUAAGGGCGGGGGACUCUUGGUUCCAUGCUUCCCUCAUGUUCCAUCAACCAGGCUCCCAGGCUCGUCCUGAGCGGCCAGGAGCUCUCCUUGGUGCUGAUCACAUUCAACUGGGCCCUGGCAGCAGGGUUUCGGUGCUUGCCUCUGGGCCUGCCUGAGGGACUCAAUAAACACGAGCUGAAGGAA
Cricetulus griseus (Chinese hamster) is the source of this 3185-nucleotide messenger RNA. The record is from RefSeq and is a predicted model, not a curated record. Lineage: Eukaryota; Metazoa; Chordata; Mammalia; Rodentia; Cricetidae.